Messenger RNA from Oryzias melastigma (Indian medaka), 2377 nucleotides. RefSeq names its product oocyte zinc finger protein XlCOF6-like. Bases 128 to 1933 code for a protein of 601 amino acids. NCBI's taxonomy places the organism in Eukaryota, Metazoa, Chordata, Actinopteri, Beloniformes, Adrianichthyidae. The record is from RefSeq and is a predicted model, not a curated record. The transcript has a single exon.
UCCCCGGUAUUUGCUGACUGAGGAGGAUCUCUGCAACCAGCAGAGGAACUUCAGAGUGGACCAGGAGAAUCCAGAAUCUCCACAGAUUAAAGAAGAACUGAAGGAAACAAAACUUCUACAGAUUAAAAUGGAGCAAGAGGAACCAGAACCUCCACAUAUUGAAGAGGAACAAGAGUAUCCAGAAUCCCCACAGAUUGAAGAAGAGCAGGAGGAACCCCAAACUAUACAGAUUAAGAACACCUUUACCUUGAUGGAGAUUCCUACUUUUGAGGAACAUAAGAACAGUGAAGCAGAUGGAAACACUCAGCAGAGCUUUAAUGGAACUGAUAGUCAGGAUGAAAAAGGGAACCAACAUGAAGAAUCAAAAUCAACUCCAGAUGAAGAGACAGAGCCAGAGAACAGAGAUCAGAGGAAGAGAAGAGACAGAAGUCAUGUCCAAAGUGUGGCCAGCUCUCACAUGUUAGAAGGUCAGUGUGACUCUUAUGUCAGAAGAAAGUUUAAGAUGAAAACUUCUGUUAAGAAAAACAAACAAUCUGCAAAAGAAAAGAGACUUUCCUCUGCAAAGUCUGAUAAAAGAACAAAAAUUCCACACAACGUGUCUGUCCACAUGAGAACUAAGUCUGAUGAAAGACUUUAUGUCUGUAAAGAAUGUGACAAAAGUUUUAGUUAUGCAUCUAAACUUAAAAUACACACGAGAACUCAUACAGGAGAGAAGCCUUUCUCGUGUACAGAAUGUGAUAAAAGUUUUAGUCGAAAAUCUCAUCUCAAUGGACACAUGAGAAUUCAUACAGGAGAGAAGCCUUUUUUGUGUAAAGAAUGUGACCAAACUUUUAGGAGUGAAGACAGUCUCAAAAGACACAUGAGAAUUCAUACAGGAGAGAAGCCUUUUAUGUGUAGAGAAUGUGGCAAUAGUUUUAAUGAUAGAUCUAAUCUCAAAGCACACAUGAGAAUGCAUACAGGAGAGAAGCCUUUUACCUGUAAAGAAUGUCACAGAAGUUUUAGUCAUCCAGUUUCUCUCAAAACACACAUGAGAACUCACACAGGAGAGAAGCCUUUUUCGUGUAGAGUAUGCGACAGAAGUUUUAGACAUACAGUUUCUCUCAAAAUACACAUGAGAACUCAUACAGGAGAGAAGCCUUUUACGUGUAAAGAAUGUGAUAGAAGUUUUAGUAAUACUUCUCAUCUCAAAUACCACAUUGGAACUCAUACAGGAGAGAAGCCUUUUUCGUGUCAAGUAUGUGACAGAAGUUUGAGUCAUGCAGCUGGUCUCAAAAGACACAUGAGAACUCAUACAGGCGAGAAGCCUUUUACAUGUAAAGAAUGUCAUAGAAGUUUUAGUGAAAUAUCAACCCUCAAAUCACACAUUAGAACUCAUACAGGAGAGAAGCCUUUUUCAUGUAAAGUAUGUGACAUAAGUUUUAGGCAUAGAGUGGGUCUCAAAACACACAUGAGAACUCAUACAGGAGAGAAGCCUUUUUUGUGUAAAGUAUGUGACAGAAGUUUGAGUCAUGCAGCUGGUCUCAAAAGACACAUGAGAACUCAUACAGGCGAGAAGCCUUUUACGUGUAAAGAAUGUGAUAGAAGUUUUAGUAAUACUUCUCAUCUCAAAUCACACAUGAGAACUCAUACAGGAGAGAAGCCUUUUUCGUGUAAAGUAUGUGACAGAAGUUUUAGUCAUGCAGUUUCUCUUAAAAUGCACAUGAGAACUCACACAGGAGAGAAGCCUUUUACGUGUAAAGAAUGUGACAGAAGUUUUAGUGAUAAAUCUAAUCUUAAAUCACACAUGAGAACUCAUACAGGAGAGAAGCCUUUCUCGUGUACAGAAUGUGAUAGAAGUUUUAGUCAAAAAUCUCAUCUCAAAAGACACAUGAGAACUCGUACAGGAGAGAAGCCUUUUUUAAAGCAAGGGAAACCCACAGCAGGGGAGCCAUGAAGAAAAGACAAUAAUGUUUUAACUAGGAAAAUUUAAGUAUUGUGAAAAACAUUUUCCCUUAUUUUAAGCGCCAUGUAAAAUUAAAAUUUAAGAAGCGUAUUAUAAUGUUCAGUCCUCACUAUUAACAAUCCAAAAGCAGUAUUUCUGAUCCAUUUACGCAUUUCUGAGUAAUCAUCUAAAAAUUUGUGCUUUGAGCACCAGUCCCUCCUAACCCACAUAAACAAGCGGGUUCUCACAAGCUGACAUCACAAAGUGAGGACGGCCCCUUUCAGGAAGUGUCUACACUGCUAGCACUGCCCCAGGCUAAACACCUUCAAAAUUCUUUCAUUUUAGCAUUGACUUUGAGAAGAAAUGGGUUCUUGCACCUAAUCUGCAGAGACAUAGAUCUAUAUGGAUAUAGUUUACUCUGAAAGGCUUAAGAAUGACAUGAUAAAGACCUUAAAA